CUUCCAUCCAAUCUAGACGUCUUUUUUCACUCCGUUGUUUUCUGUCAUUUAUACAAUCGUAACUAUGUGGUAAUUUUAUUUUUAUUGUAAAGAAAAAAAUAUGCACAGAGACUAUUGUGUAACAAAUCAGUGUUAGAAAACAGAAGACGUUAAAGUUGUGUUGUUUAAUAUAUAUAACUCUCGAAGGAAUGGAGCUAACGAAAGUAACAAAAUACUUAUGAAAAAAUAAUAAGGCAUAGAUCGCCUCGUAACAGGUCCAUGUAAGGUGAUCCGGUGGCGGGGUUCGGUGGUAAGGUGGCGCGGUGGCACGGUGCAAUGGAUACGUUGCAUGUGGGGCACGGGCACAGCAAGGGAUCGAGUAGGAGUCAGUCGCCCUCCGCGGCUGAUUUACGCGACCCUGCUGUGGUGACGGAUGACGUCAUUCGGUCAAGGGUACAGUCGCCGUCCACAGCACACCAUGAGUCAUCGCGUCACGGGGAGAGCAGGGCGCACCAUGUCAAGUCUCAUUCCAGAGAUCUCGGCAGCAGCCCGCUCUCCAGUAACACCACGGCGAAUAGUUCUAGAGACUUAGAAGAUUCACCCCAAAAGAAGAAUAUGUCGAAUAUUUUGGCGCCCGGUGAUUACGCGUAUGCGGUUUGCAGUCCGAACGUCUCCUAUGCAUUGUCGUCGGCCGACGAAUACGGCUCGCCGGCUUAUAGAGGUCAAGAUGGAGAUUAUAUCAAUCAAGGCGACGAAAUGGACGGGGGCGCGAACGUGACGUCAGCGAAGGCGCAGGCCGCGAUCGCACACCUCAACAGUAAGAUCGAACGGACCAAGGACCUCAUACGUCUCGAACAGACCAUUAGAGACGAUAACGUUAAUGAGUACCUGAAGUUAGCAGCUAACGCUGACAAACAGCAGCUGCAGCGCAUCAAAGCGGUGUUCGAGAAGAAGAACCAGAAAAGUGCACUAUGCAUCGUCCAGCUGCAGAAAAAGCUUGACGGUUAUAACAAGAGGAUUAAGAACUGGGAGCAACACGGAACAAGUGGACAAUCACACAGGCAACCUCGAGAAGUUUUACGGGAUAUGGGACAAGGCCUCAAGAACGUGGGCGGGAACAUCCGCGACGGCAUCACGGGGCUGGGCGGCAGCGUCAUGUCGGCGCCGCGCGAGUUCGCGCACCUGUUCUCGCGCUCCAACCGCUUCGGCUCCGCCGACAACAUCGCGCAGCUCGCCGAGAACACGGGCCCUUCCCCACAACACGCGGAACUGAGAGCGAACGCGUCGUCGGAAGGCUCGCGCGCGUCGGAGGCGGGCGAGGCGCGCGGGGAGGGCCGCGGCUCCACGCUGCCGCGCGCCGCCACCGCCAGCGCCGCCUCGCCCGCGCACAAGUACUCGCCCGACGCCUCGCCCUCCUCCUCCGUCACCAGCGAGGGCGCGCCGUAUCCAACGCAACCUGGGUCGAAUAACAUGUCCGAAGCUACCUUCAGUAUCAAGCCCAUACUGAAUGAGCUCCGGGAACGGCGGGAGGACUACGAGCGGUUAGCGGAAAAAUUAGAUUCCAUAAAGAAUUUAUCGCAGGACGUGUCUUUCUUAUCAGCUGCGUUACAAGAGGAACGCUUUAAGACUGAGCGACUGGAGGAACAAAUUAAUGAUCUCACUGAACUGCACCAGAAUGAGGUAGAAAAUUUAAAACAAGCACUCACGGACGUCGAGGAGAAAGUACAGUACCAGAGCGAAGAACGAAUACGAGAUAUACACGAGGCGCUCGAUCUGUGUCAAACUAAAAUCAGCAAGCUGGAGCAGUGGGCGGCGGGCGGCGGCGGCGCGGGCGGCGCGGGGGGCGCGGGCGGCGAGGCGGGCGGGGCGGCCGCGCUGCCGCCGCGUCUGCUGCUCGUCAAGCUGCUCAACGUGGCCAUCACGCUGCUGCAGCUGGCGCUGCUGCUGGUGGCCACCGUGGCCGGCGUCGCCAUGCCCUUCCUGCGCACCAGGGUGCGAGUCCUUACAACAAGUUUAGCCGUAAUGGUCGGUGUUAUGGUCUUGAAGCAGUGGCCCGAAGUCACCCAGCUAUCAGAGCACCUGGUCCGACGCCUCAAGGAGUACCUCCUAGACAAGCACCACGACAGGUAUGAAUGCAAGUCAUUGUGUGGUUGAUAUUGUAUCGGCGUUUUUUUCGGAGAUUCGGUGAUAUUGCAAUUUUGUCCUGAUUCGUUAUUGAGUAAAAUAUAAAGGUAUUGAUUAUGGAACUAAAUGUUUUAAAAAUAUAUUUUAACCUUUUAAGUGGGACAAGAUAAAUAAGUAUUCAUAAACGUAUAUGUGAUUAUAUUGGAGGUGAAUUAUUAAAAUAUACUCCAUUACAAACGCAACAUACUUUUUUAUUUUAUUUAAGAUAUAUGUGAUGAAAAUAAAUGUACUGACUGUGAUUUUAUUUUUAAUUAUAAUGUAUUAUGAUUUAUAAUGUUUCUGUAACACAAUAGUGUUUUUGGUUAGAAAAAUAUUCUUAUUUAUCUUGUUUCAUAGAUGAGUUUAUACAAUUAUGAAGUUGCCUUACAGACAUAUUGUACGAUGGAUGGUAAAUAACGGUCUAGACUUAGUUUUAUUAUUAAAUAAUCUAAUAAUAUCUUUCAUAUAAAUUUUUAUGAAACAUUGUAUCCCUCGUACCUAUUAUUAGUUUGAACAGUGUUGCAAUUGCAAUAAUUAAAAAUUUAUGAACAAUGUUUAGAACGGGCUGGAUCCCCAAAAUAACUAGUGAUUUAUUUUAAUGUGGAUUUUCAGUUCUUAAGUAAAUUGAUGAAUUGUAAAAAUAAAUGAUCGCACAUUCAGAAAUGUUUUAAUUUUUUUUUAUUUAAAGACGUUGGCCAUCUGCCAAACUUUUUUAAAAAUAUGUGUAAUUUCUCUGCCAUUCUAAAAGUGCGACAUAUCCUAUAAAUAGUUAAAAAAUGUCCGACUUUUAAAAUUAGCGAAAUUUUUAAUAACGAUUCUUACUCAUAGAUGUUUAGCUUUUUUUUAUUAAAAAACGUACCUCUAUGUAAAGGCUGAUCGAAAAGUUAGUUAAAAUAAACUCGAAUCGAUUUAAAAUAGCGAAAUGUGACAAGUAAAUAAGGUGAUGGAGUUUCUUUUAUUUGCAAUUAUGUAAUUUUUGUAUUAUAUAAUGUAAUUAUUGCUCGGUUGCCAUUGCGUUAGAGUUUUAGCUGUUUAUAAUUAUUGUAAAAAUAUUUUUUCAAUAAAAAAUAGUUUUAGUAAAGCGAGUGAAUUGGUAAUGAAAUGAAUAUUUAUUUAAUUUAAAAUUCAAUAAUGGUAUUUGUAAUAGGAAAAUUAGAAUUUUGAAUAUUCGGUCCUUUAUAAAAUGGGAAUUACUUAAUUUCAAUUGUUAAAUUAUAAAUUGGUAUUGUUCCUUUUCAUAUAAUAAUUUAAGUUGUGUUUGUAUCAACUGCUUUUAUUGAUGUUAAAGAAUCAGUGAAAAUUCUAGUGAUGUUAAUGCGUUGAGACACGAUUUUAAUAAGUGACGAGUUUAAUGAUUUCACAUAUUUUGUUAUUGUAACACUCGCCCCAUGUGCUUCGUCGAAAAUAAAUGAAUAAUUAAAUUUUUAUCGUUUUAUAGUGAGAUUUUUCGUAAAUUAUAUUUUUAUACGUUAAUAAAAUGUAUAGUUUAGCAAAAUACGCUAUGAAAUCAUUACUCUAGCUUUGAUAUUCAAACUACUAUUUAGAAAAAUCUUUUCUAAUUAUAUUGAUAUUUGUAAACAUUCCAAAUUACUUACUGAUCGAAUAGUUUAAUCGGAUUAACCUAAAUUAUUCUAGAACUAGACUUAAUACCCGGUUUUUAUCCUCCACCUUCUUAAUGUAAAAAUACUAUCUCUGAUUUUGUUAAUCUGUAUAUUGUGUAAAUACGUUUUUUUUUUAUUCUGGGCUGUAAUCAUUUCGUCUCUACUUUUAUUUCGUGUUUGAUUCUGCUGUAAACGAUAGGCAAGUUUGUGUAUCGUAUUGUCAAUGCUGUAAAAAUGUUUUGUAUAGAAAGCAAUAUGUGAAAUGUGUGUAUUUUAUUUUUCACGGAGAUUUUUGUUGCGAAUGAACCAUUUCACUAUUCCAAGCGUUACUUUUGUUAUCAAUAUUUAUUUAGUAUUGAUAUGUAAACAAUUUCAUUUUCUUUUGCCGGCUACGGAUUGAAUUAAAUCAUCACAAUUUUAU
Vanessa atalanta (red admiral) is the source of this 4164-nucleotide messenger RNA. It is a transcript of the gene Dmtn, whose product is annotated as transmembrane and coiled-coil domains protein 2. The record is from RefSeq and is a predicted model, not a curated record. The transcript has 18 exons. NCBI's taxonomy places the organism in Eukaryota, Metazoa, Arthropoda, Insecta, Lepidoptera, Nymphalidae. Bases 316 to 2133 code for a protein of 605 amino acids. Gene Ontology annotation, cellular component: endomembrane system.